AUGCUGAGCUCGGUGAAACCCAACGGGUCAUAUCUGAACCCUAGUACUGUGAUUUUGAUUGGGAUUCCUGGACUAGAGCACGUACAGUUUUGGAUUGGAUUUCCGUUCUUUGCGGUGUGUCUAGUGGCUCUUUUGGGAAAUAUCAUUUUAUUGAUCAUCAUCCCAGCUGAGCGUAGCUUGCACCAGCCCAUGUAUAUCUUCCUGGCUGUGCUGGCAGCUACAGACAUAGGACUCUGUGCAGCCAUUGCCCCCAAAAUGUUGGCCAUCUUUUGGUUCCGGGCUUAUUCCAUGGCCUUUGAUGCCUGCCUGGCCCAGCUGUUCUUCAUCCACACCCUGCAGUGUAUAGAGUCUGGUAUUGUCUUGGCAAUGGCUUUUGAUCGCUACAUCGCAAUCUGUGACCCUCUGAGGCACACCUCUAUCCUUACCCCUUCAGUUCUGGGCCAUAUGAUAGUGGUGCUGGCGAUUCGAGCCGUCGUGCUUGUAGCUCUGUUACCCAUUCUAAUCAAAAGGCUACAUCUAUUCCAUUCCAUUCAAAUUGCCCACUCUUACUGUGAACACAUGGCCGUGGUGAAGCUUGCAGCAGACGACGUGCAGGUCAAUAAAAUAUGUGGUCUAUUUGUGGGGUUUAGCAUUCUAGGGUUUGACAUGAUUUUUAUCCUCAUAUCAUAUGCACUGAUUUUCCAGGCUGUUUUUCAACUUCAACGGAAGGAGGCACGGCUCAAAGCCUUUAACACCUGCACAGCUCAUAUUUUUGUUUUUCUAGAGUUUUAUAUUCUUGCCUUUUUCUCCUUUUUCAGUCACCGUUUUGGUCAUGUUGUACCGUCAACUCACAUUCUUCUGUCAACAAUCUACCUCCUCUUGCCCCCUGCUCUCAAUCCUAUUGUCUACGGUGUAAAAAACAUGGUCAUUCGUAAGCGGGUGGCACAGAUGUUUUUUCUGAAUCGUGGACGUCAGCAGUGA
Psammomys obesus (fat sand rat) is the source of this 960-nucleotide messenger RNA. RefSeq names its product olfactory receptor 52A1-like. Gene Ontology annotation, cellular component: membrane. NCBI's taxonomy places the organism in Eukaryota, Metazoa, Chordata, Mammalia, Rodentia, Muridae. Bases 1 to 960 code for a protein of 319 amino acids. Gene Ontology annotation, molecular function: olfactory receptor activity; G protein-coupled receptor activity. Gene Ontology annotation, biological process: G protein-coupled receptor signaling pathway. The record is from RefSeq and is a predicted model, not a curated record. The transcript has a single exon.